Messenger RNA from Panonychus citri (citrus red mite), 2102 nucleotides. RefSeq lists its product as uncharacterized. NCBI's taxonomy places the organism in Eukaryota, Metazoa, Arthropoda, Arachnida, Trombidiformes, Tetranychidae. Bases 1138 to 1695 code for a protein of 185 amino acids. The transcript has 2 exons. The record is from RefSeq and is a predicted model, not a curated record.
AUUAAGAAGAAAAAAAAAAGAAACAUAAUUAAUAAUGAUGAUUAGAAAUUUAAUUAAACGGAAACGCAAUGAUGAGAAACAAUUAAUUUUGAUUAUGAUAUGAAACACACAUUGAAAAGAAAAACUUUUAAUCAAUAAAUUAAUUACUAGAUGAUUUGAAUUAACGGUAAAAUGAUUAAAUAAAACAAUUAAACUUUUAAAAAUGGAAACAAAUUAAACAAUUAAACUGAUCAUUUGGUUUGGUGCAAAAAUAGUUUUUGAAAAGUUUUUUGUUUUUUGUUUUGUUUUGUUUAAUUACAUUAAAUAUGAUCAACUAGUUUCCAUUGUUAAUUUAAUUGAUUAUUUGACUAAUUAACUUAAUUACUAACCUGGUGUAACUGUUGUAACACAGUAAAAAGUGAAUAUAAUUAAUCCUAACCUGAGAUCCAUUUUGAUCAAGAUUCUCAGUGCUAAUGAUCAACUAAUUGUCUUCGCAAUUUAUAGUCGCCUAAAUAUUUUCACCUUCGCAAAAGUUAAGAGAUAUUGAGAUAAUCGAUCAAUGGUAAUAAUUUCAUCUUCUUAUCAUCAUCUUUUCUUCCUCCUCCCUCUUCUUCAUCUUCUUCAUCUUCAUCAUCAUCAUCUUCUCUUUCAAAUAAUUUCACCUCCAUCUCUCAUUGCUUAUCAUCUUCUUCACAUGUGUCUUAACAUAUUCUACUUUUCAUCAUCUCCAUCAUCUUAAUCAUCUUCAUCACCAGUAACUUGAGCGAAAACAUCUCUCAUCUUCUCAUCAUCAUCAUCAUUUUCAUCUUCCUCUUACAUUUGAAUUCAUCUCAAGUUUUGAAAGGGUCGUUCAUCGAUCUAACAAGAGUUGAUUACAGAGUGUUGAGAGGAUAAGAACGAUAACAAGUUAAUCAGUGUAUUACAAUUAAACUUAAUUCACUUUUGGAACUAUUCAAAUAUUCAAAUGAUUAAUAUUAUCAAUUAAUAUCUUGGAUGAAGUGGUUGAUAUAUUAAACUGAUAAUCGACGUUGAUUGUUAUGUAAUUUGAUUUUACAUCUAAUACAAAGAUCUCGAUUAACAAGGUUGUAUAAACUGGAUUAAUUUCUAACUCUCUGAUUGAUUGACCAAAUCUUGGGUUAAUUGUUUACUAUUAAGACCAUGGUUAAUGAAAGUGUGACGGAAUUGAAACAAUCAAUCACCCGAAGAGCGAGAAAAGUUGAAUCUAUUGGUAAAAAAGCUCAAAAGGAAUUGAAAUCUCAAGGGAAAUUAUUAAACUCAACGAACGCGAAUCUAAAUGAAACUGGACUGACACUCAAUCAAAUUGAAAUGGAUUUAAUUGCAAUUGAACAAUAUGAAAGUAAUUUAUGGUCUCGAAUAUUUUGUUGCUAUUGUUGUGUCAACGCUAAUAGAAGUGUCAUAAAUCACGAAGAUCGAUCGGUAUCAAGUCAACAAAUCGUCGAAACAUUUACCGUUGAAGAUCGUCUAACUCCCCAUGAAGUUGACAAACUUUGGUGUCAAACUUAUGAUCCAAAUGAACGUUGGUAUCAACAAAUGGAAUCUCAUGUCGAUAGAUUGAUUGAAUUAAUUGAAUCAUUGGAUCAUGACAUUGGUCAGCAAAAGGGUCAAGCGAUCUCAUUAAAAGGCAAAGUUAAAUCGUUUGAUAUUAAAUUGAAAAACAAUCGGAAAACCAUGAAACGAAUGAGUAAAAAUAAAUAAUAGUCGAACUGGUUUAAUCUUAAUCGUCUUAUUUUAAUCAAGCAAAUAUCAAUUACAAUAUGAUUGUCAUAAAUCACGAUUAGUUUUAGUUACCAAUCAUCAACAUCUUAACUACUCUAUUUACUUUAAUUAUUAUUAUUGCGAUUGACAAACAAAUACAAUCAACAAUUUUGUUUACUGAUUAACGAAACUGUUUACAGAUUAAAAUAUAAUAAUAGUAACCAUGAUCACGAUGAUUACUAACCAAUUUAAUCUUUGACUAUUCUUGACACUUUGUCUCCUCUUUAUCAAUCUAAUGGUUAAUUGUUGAUCAAAUUAGUUAACUAUUUAGGUUGAUCAUUUCUCUGUUUGAUUCCUUCCGGUUAAGUUAACUGUAAUUCCUUUCACAAUCAAUGUUUCCAAUACAA